AUGGGCUCGAAAAUGGCCAACAAUGGUCCGCAUGCCGCUGGCAUCUUCGCCGACAUGACCGUCGACGGUCCUGAGAUUGGGACACUGGUACUGGUGGUCGACAGAGCGAAGAAUCUUCCCAAUCGCAAGACUAUGGGCAAACAGAAUCCUUAUGCGGCAGCGAGAUUGGGUAAAGAGGCACGUAAGACAGAGACGGACAAGAGAGGAGGACAAACGCCCAGAUGGGACCAGGAACUGCGGUUCACUGUCCACGACUCCCCCGAUUACUACACCCUCAAGAUUUCCGUCUUCAGCGAGGACAAGCGCACCGACCUCAUCGGCGAAGCCUGGGUGAGACUGGACGACGUCGUGGUGCCUGGUGGUGGGAAGAACGAUCUGUGGCAGGGUUUGAAUUGUAAAGGGAAAUACGCUGGCGAGAUCAGGAUCGAGUUGACAUACUACGACACAAGGGAGAAGCCAGAGAAAGAGACCAAGAUAAUGUCGGUUGCGGACGAGCUUAAGGCGCAGUAUGGGAGUAUAAGCAAGGUCAAGAGGAGGCCGCUGCCCGUUAAUCCAAACCAGCCCAAUGCGAAUCCUGUCAUGGUGUCGGACAAGCCUAUUCCUGGAAGAGCAAAGCAUGGGCCUAGAGACUUCGCAACACCACCGAGGGCGAACUCGAUGCCGCCGGAAGGACCCAAGACUUUCAACUACCCGCAUUCGCAGGCCACGUUGUUUGGGCAGACACCGGUCAGUGGAUAUGCGUCAACAGGACAUUCGCCUGCUCCGAUUGAGCAAGUUCCUGAAGAACCCUACUACGGGGAGUUUGAUCCGAGUUUGGGACCACAGCCAUACGAUCCGCAACCUGGACCCUCACAGCCUGAUUUCCUCCCUCAAUUGAGACCCAGCAGUCGACAAAGAGGUUCUCUGCCACCGCAGCCGCGAUACGCACAACCUCAACCGCCUCCACCGCAGCCACAUCUUCGGCCACAAAGUCACAUUGGCCUACCCCACUCGUACUCGGCGCCAGCAGUACCUACACAUCCAGAGCCGCAUGGUUAUGAAGACCCGCAGCUUCACACGGAUUACCCUGAGCCUAUCCCAGACGUCGACUACCAGUACCAGCAGGUGCGACGGAGAAAUGAUGGGUGGGAGAGUGAGUACGGUAGCCCGCAAGGGCAGCCGUAUAUGGAGGACGACUUGGAAAGCCCUCCACCUCCACCUCCCAUACACAGCCAUAGCUCGCCUGCCGUUCCACACUACGCUUCUCCAGACAAUCGCCCGUAUCCACCUGCGGCUGCAGCGAGACACGGAACGACACCGCCUUCAGCUCGACAACAGUUUGUACCAAGCUCAUCUCUGCAAAGUAUCGAGCGUCAUUAUGGUACGCCGCCAAGUCAUGGCCAUCCAGCGAGAGGCCACUCUUUCGACGAGUACGGCGACUCUCCAUACAAUGCCAGCUACGCAUCAACGCCAAAUCUGACGCCACCGAAUCAACAAAGUCCUCCACAAGGCGGCAUACCUUCAUAUGGCAGGCAGUACCCAGCUCGACACAGUGUGGCAGACCUGUACAGCACGCCUUCACGACCUCAUCCGUUGUCGCACGAAGUGCCUCGUGCAAGAAGUCCAAAUCCUUAUGCAUACGAAGCGCCAGGCUCAUCGCCGUACCAGUACGACUACCGCUCACGAGAUGCUGUGCCAUUGAUUAAGCCUCGAGCUUUAUCGCCGCAGCCAGCACAGCAAGCGCCUCCACCGAGUCAAGCUUCUGCAAGGCCAAAGAGCUCGUAUAGUAUCCAGCACCCAGUUCGAGCUUUCGAGUCCUCAGACGACAGCCCGCUUUCUACUUCGCAGCCAGGUUCAGCCACGCGACCAGUGCCUCGUGCAGCACCAGUGCGGAAGUCGGUCUCGCCUCGUCCGUCGAUGUCUGAGGGAAGCAGGGUCCCAUUCUCGCCGGACAGCUUCGGUGUCCACAACCCGAAUGCUCCUCAUGCGGAUGAGGAGUCUCCCACCAGGAAAGGACCUAUUGUGGGCUGGCAUGGGCAAGAGAUAGACCCUUCGGACCACUUGCCCGUGCAUUCAUGGGCUCCUGAGCCUGAGCAAAAGGUGCCAAACAAGCAGUAUGGGCUAGGUCGGGAUCGAGACUUUGGACCUCGCACACAGGGAGUCAUGAACACUGCUGGUAGAGUCAGCAGAGAUACGAUGAUCAACGUGCGAGGGAAGGACCCAGAGCCCGUGCCAGAGCCACAACCGUCAAAGAUUCGCGCGAGACUGGUGAAGAAAUCCGGAGGAUCGAGCCCCAACCCUGGACUUCGAGAUCACGCCAACUUCAACUCCAUUCCCAACCCUUACGACCAGCAACCACAGUAUGGUCGUGGGUUCCACGAGGAAGAUAUGUAUGGACCUCCAUCUCUCCCACCCAAGGUCCCGCUGGAUUACGGACCUGAUGCCUUGGAGAGGGAAAUUGCGGGUAUUGAUAUCGGGAGUAGCAGACGUCCGGCACCUGCGAGUUAUGUGCCGGUUAGGAGUCAUCGGGAUCGGAAUAGCUUUUAUUAG
Zasmidium cellare ATCC 36951 is the source of this 2529-nucleotide messenger RNA. RefSeq lists its product as uncharacterized. The transcript has 2 exons. The record is from RefSeq and is a predicted model, not a curated record. NCBI's taxonomy places the organism in Eukaryota, Fungi, Ascomycota, Dothideomycetes, Mycosphaerellales, Mycosphaerellaceae. Bases 1 to 2529 code for a protein of 842 amino acids.